Polychytrium aggregatum is the source of this 2967-nucleotide messenger RNA. RefSeq lists its product as uncharacterized. Gene Ontology annotation, molecular function: G protein-coupled GABA receptor activity. Gene Ontology annotation, cellular component: membrane; G protein-coupled receptor heterodimeric complex. Gene Ontology annotation, biological process: G protein-coupled receptor signaling pathway. The transcript is spliced from 20 exons. The record is from RefSeq and is a predicted model, not a curated record. NCBI's taxonomy places the organism in Eukaryota, Fungi, Chytridiomycota, Chytridiomycetes, Polychytriales. The coding region runs from base 1 to 2967 and encodes 988 amino acids.
AUGGUGGAUUCCAAAAAAAUGCGGCUCGCUCAUUUGCUCCUAUAUGGGCUUCUGGUCCUGGCUGUGGAGCGCAUUGGUCGCUAUCCAGGGACGGCUGCACUGGCUCGUGCUCAGAACAAAACCCUCAACACGAUCAACAUCACGACAAUCCUGGGCCGCGACGACUCCGAUCCAGUCCUUAGCGGCCGGGUUGCGCAAUUCCAAGUCGGCAUCGAGAUGGCUGUAGAAGAGAUCAACAACAACACCGAUCUGCUUUCUGAUACCAUCAUCAACCUGGUCCACCGGUCGUCUGGGAACAGCCUCUAUGGGAGAACAGUCGGAGCCGCCCAGGCUGUCCAAGCCGUACUCAACGACAACGCCGUGGGCAUCAUCGGAGAUGUAUACAGCCGAGUCACGGUUUAUGAAGCUGUGAUUUCGUCGGCAUACGGCGUUCCGCAAUGCGGCAUCUACAGCACGGCAACGGAUUUGAUCGACCCCAUACUGUAUCCGACCUUCUUCCGCAUGACGCAGAGCAAUCGCGAGAUUGCGUCGAUCUUUGUGCGCUUCAUUGCCCAAAUGGGCUGGACGAAUUUUGCAAUUCUGUAUACUCCUGACAUCUACGGAAGCGGAGUCGAUUUCGGGCUCGUCUUUGACAGCCCGUCUCGGAAACCAGUUUCGAAGAGCGACAGCGUAUUCCAGAGCCCAUCGUCGCUGUUAUGGAAAUCAAGAUUCGCCUCGUUUAUGAGAGCCAAUCCGCAAAUUCAACUCGACCACAACGACGAGGCUAUAUUCAACUGCAGAUUGGCAUACGAUGCCGUGUAUACGCUGGCCCUUGGGCUGGACACACAGAUUCAAAACAACGCCUCCUGGACCAUGCAAGAUAUCAUCAAUCGUCGUGUUCAGUACGGAAAUACAUCGCUCAUCACCAACGUGACGUUUAACGGCGCCACCGGCACUGUUUCAUUUGACAACCUGGGCCAAGCUGUCCGAGCAAUGACUCUGUAUGCAAUCAACGGCAGCGAUCUGAGCCAGAGUAAUCUCGUGGUUGCGUCCGGGACAUACCUGAAUGUCUCCACAAACUGCACGGGGUGUUCGUUUUGGAGCUACAAUCUCGACAGCCAGGUUCCGAGCGAUCUGCCGGACAACUAUCAGUGCGAUCCUGGAUGGGAGUUGAUUUUCUCACCCGCGCCCAUAUGUGUUCCCUGUCCCGAAGGCACAUACAACUUGCUUUCGUCUUCGACCUGCCAAGCAUGCCCAGCCGGCGUUAUCUGCGACAACAAUCGGAUCCAUGUGAUGCCGUCGUAUUGGGUCGAUCCGGAUGCCAACCUAAGCGACCCGGGUGUCUUUGCGGCCUCUGUAUUUUACUGCGAGUUCAACACCGGAUGUUGCAAUCAGAAUCCCCAGGGAGCUGCGCCAUGCACCAUCAGCAACCAGUGCGCCUCGCCGGAUCACUAUGGCCCGCUCUGUGCCAAAUGCGCCAAUGGACUGUACAUGUGGGGCGGCACAUGCGUCAACUGCAGCCAGUCUGAGACAAUGUACCUGAUUCCAUCGCUCUACAUUCUCGGGGUGAUCUUUGUGACAAUUGUGAUCUAUCUGAUACCCAAGGAGGCUGAAUGCUUCCUCGAUGAUCUGAUCCUGGUUUGUCAAAUCACAUCGACUUUGACAGGAAUGUCGGGCAUUUCGAUUGCGCAAUACCUCGUGACAGUAUCAUCGUCCCUGCUGAAUGUUCCGAUCGACAACAUGUGCGUCGCGCCGAUCAACUCCUUUGGCCAGAUGCUACUUGGCUAUGGCAUGCUGCCCCUGGUCACCUUUGGAUUUGCAGUGUGCAUUACAUGCACCAUGACAGUGCGAUUUCUGGUUCCAAGGAUCCCACUACUUGCUCGAAUUGUAAAGACGCGCAUCUUCCAAACGGUUCGUGCCAACUACCGCUCGAAUAUCUUCUCGACCCUGUCGGCGCUGUUCCUGAUGGCUCACUUGCCCGUGAUCAGCACAGCCUUUGAAUCAAUGGUGUGUCGGUCGCUGGGACCGUAUAGAGUGUGCUGGACUACAAACCACAUUGCAGCCACAAUCUUUGGGAUCGCCGUGAUCGUCCUGAUGGGCAUCGUAGCCCCGCUUGUGCUCUUUCUCAUCGUCAAGAACGCCAAGAAUGGUGGCCACCUCUAUGAAAAGUCUCGCCCCGAAUACGUGUUCCACGGCGCUUACAAGCCAACUUACUACUGGUGGAUCUCAAUCGACAUUGUGGAGCGGACGACGAUCAUGGGGAUCUCGAUUUUGCUCGGAGUGGACGAAUACCACCGCAUCGUCAGCUUGAUGUGUGCUGUAUGGUUUUGGCUUGUUCUCAGGAUAUUUGUGAUGCCGUGCAAAAAAUCGAUCGACAACUCUGUCAAGAUUCUUGGCUACAUCAGCAUAUUGAUCCUCGGCGGGUUUAGACUCGAUCUCAGCAACGCUGUGCUCACACAAGGCUACUCGAAAAACGAUGCAUCGGCAUACUCUACGGCGUUCUUCAUCCUGCCCCUGGUGAUUUUGGUGCCCAUCCGGUUAUUGAUGGCGGUCUACGAUAAGCCUCUCGAUCGGAUCGCCUCGAUGGCGUGGAUGAGCCAGAGCCGCACGUCCAUCCCACCAGAGAGCAUCGGGACCAAGCUGCCAGAGCUCCCAGAGAGCAGCGACAAGCCUGCAGUGGAGGCGCUUUACGAGAAGCCUCGGAUCAUCGAGGAGCUCAAAGACGAACCUACUUCCAAAUCGCAUCUGGAGCCCAAAAGCCAGUCAACAUCACUGCACUCCCUCAAUGAAGCGCCGCCCCCCAGUCGAAAGCCCACCGCUCAACAAAGAAUCAAGGCGGAUCAGGCCCGGCUCGAAAGCAGACGGUUUUCGAAGGGUGUGCUGGAGGAAGUCUAUGAGUCUCUCCAGCGAAUGCAGGGACGAUCAACGGACGAUGGCUGGUGCAACGAUAUUGUACCUGAGUUCCCGGAUCACGGCAACGAAUCAUAG